CAACCGGGGGAGGAUCACGCCAGUGCCCAGGUCCCAGGAACCGUUGUCUUGUUCCUUCACUCAUCGCCCAUGCUCUCAGCCUCGUCUGGAAGGACAGGAGUUUUGCAUUAAGCAUAUCCUCGAGGACAAGAAUGCACCCUUCAAGCAAUGUAGUUAUAUAUCCACGAAGAAUGGAAAGAGAUGUCCCAGUGCUGCCCCAAAGCCAGAGAAGAAAGAUGGUAUGUCCUUCUGUGCUGAUCAUGCCCGAAGGAAUGCCCUAGCGCUUCAUGCUCAAAUGAAGAAGACCAAUCCAGGGCCUAUGGGUGAAACUCUGUUGUGCCAGCUGAGUUCAUAUGCUAAGACAGAGUUGGGCUCUCAGACUCCAGAAAGUAGCCGUAGUGAAGCCAGCCGAAUACUGGAUGAAGACAGCUGGAGUGAUGGGGACCAGGAACCCAUUACUGUGGAUCAGACAUGGAGAGGUGACCCUGACAGUGAAGCUGAUAGCAUAGACAGUGAUCAAGAAGAUCCCUUAAAACAUGCUGGUGUGUACACAGCAGAAGAAGUGGCCCUGAUUAUGCGUGAAAAGUUAAUUCGUUUGCAGUCUUUAUACAUAGAUCAGUUUAAACGACUUCAGCAUUUGCUUAAGGAGAAGAAGCGCCAGUACUUACAUAACCGCAAAGUGGAACAUGAAGCUCUAGGCAGCAGUCUCUUGACUGGCCCAGAGGGACUUUUAACCAAAGAACGAGAGAACUUAAAGCAAUUAAAAUGUCUCCGGCGGUAUCGCCAGCGCUAUGGAGUGGAAGCCUUACUACACAGGCAACUGAAGGAACGCAGAAUGCUGGCCACGGAUGGUGCUGCCCAGCAGGCCCAUACCACUCGUUCCAGUCAGAGGUGCUUGGCCUUCGUGGAUGAUGUUCGUUGUUCCAAUCAGUCUCUUCCAAUGACCAGACACUGCCUUACCCGACUUGGAUGUUGUGGGUGAUGGUAUGCAGUGUCCUCCUUCACCCUUGCUUUUUGAUCCUUCACUAACCCUUGAAGAUCAUUCAAUCAGAGAAAUUGCUGAAGGCUCAGUGGAUAUAUUGAUAUUUGUCAGGAUACGAAUCAAGUUCUUUUCAAAUGCUGCCAGGGAUCUGAAGAGGUCCCCUGCAACAAAGCAGUUCCUGUAA
Molecule: messenger RNA, 1145 nt
Organism: Heterocephalus glaber (naked mole-rat)
Lineage: Eukaryota; Metazoa; Chordata; Mammalia; Rodentia; Bathyergidae
Source: RefSeq, a predicted model, not a curated record